Tarenaya hassleriana is the source of this 879-nucleotide messenger RNA. RefSeq names its product leucine-rich repeat extensin-like protein 1. Lineage: Eukaryota; Viridiplantae; Streptophyta; Magnoliopsida; Brassicales; Cleomaceae. Bases 160 to 576 code for a protein of 138 amino acids. The record is from RefSeq and is a predicted model, not a curated record. The transcript has a single exon.
UUUUUUUAAUAAUUUGUCGGAAGCAAAAAGACAAAAAAAUAAGUAAAAUUAAAAGCAUGUACACCACAUGGUUCAAUCUCAUCGAAUUUCUUUCUGUAUCUUGAAAUAAAAAAAUAUUGGUUUGGCCCAAAAAAAAAAAAAAGAAAGAGGAGAAGAUCGAUGGGGAAGACGAGUGAAAGUGGCCGUCUAGUGAUGAGUAUCGUAGUUUUGAUGAUCGUAAACAUGGCGCACGUGACCGUAUCAGAGGUCACGUGCCCUUACCCUUGCUACCCGCCACCCAUCGGCGGAGGCUUCUCCGUGCCGACGCCGGUUUUCAACCCUCCGCCGGCGGCAGGAUACUACUACCCUUCUCCGACGACGGCAACAGGGAAUUUACCGAACUACCCUUCGCCACCGUACGACGGCGGAAGCUUUUACGGGCCACCGCCGCCGGAGCCGAUAUUGCCGUACUUCCCGUUCUACUACAGAAAGCCGCCUCACCAAUUUGGCGACCAGUCUUCUUCAUCCCCACUCCUCUCACCGACUCUCCUCAUCUUAUGCUUGUCAAGUUUUGCAUUCAUGGCGUUUUUUUGGUAACACCUGCUUUCCAUGUUAAGCCUUCCCCACAAAAAAAAAAUACAUAUCUAUAUAAUCUAUGCUUUGAUAUAUAUAUAUAUAUACACCUCUUUUAGGGUAAUAAAGAAUUUCUCGUGUUUAUACACAAAACCCCUUUGUUGUCGGUGCUUUUUACUUUGAGGAUGCUGUUUUCAAAGGCUACGAGGGAUCCAGAAACCAGCUUGGUCCGUUCUUAGAGUAACUUUUUUUUUUUUCUUUUUUGUUUAUUUUGGUAUUACAUAUAAUGAAUCAAUGAUUACUUUGAGAUUGUUGAAAUUUUGUUAA